AUGCUUCCUUCCCAAAAAUUAUUAAAAGAAGUAGUGCUCUGUGGCCUUCUCCCUCGACUGAAGGUCGCUGCUUUGGAUCUCGUUCAAGCUCGGCACCAAACCGAGCUCUCAUGGCGAGGGAGCCGAUCCCUCGACCAUGGUUCCUCGACUUUGUCCCUCUCCUCGUCGUCAUCCUCAUCGCCGCCCACGUCUUCGCCCUUGCAUACUGGAUCUACAGGCUCGCCUCCGACAAGCAGCCUCAGCGGAACAAGGCGCAUUAGGAUCGAGACGACUAAGUUUACUACUGAACCACCAAAAUGCAGGCGUACGUGGAGGUACUGCACCUUUCAAAUGAGCUGUUCUAAUAGAUGCCAGUUCCUUCUGACUUCGUCUGUGACAAGCUUUGUUUUAACAUUUUAUGUUGAGAAUAAAGUGAUUGAGCAUUUUAUGCUUGUCUGCAUGUCUUAACUCGCCGAUUUUAAUCUGAUAAGCUUUUAUAGAUGCUUGACAUAGUCUGAUAGCGACCAGAACGGAAGUGUAAUUUAGCAACAUGAGCUGUACAUCAUUUUUGAGUUUGUAUCUCUGCAACUUGUAUUUUUUUAAGCCUGUGCUUAUUUAGAGAAAAACAAUUAAAUAUCACCUCUACAAUAAUACAUU
Dioscorea cayenensis subsp. rotundata (Guinea yam) is the source of this 636-nucleotide messenger RNA. RefSeq lists its product as uncharacterized. The record is from RefSeq and is a predicted model, not a curated record. The coding region runs from base 1 to 447 and encodes 148 amino acids. The transcript is spliced from 4 exons. Lineage: Eukaryota; Viridiplantae; Streptophyta; Magnoliopsida; Dioscoreales; Dioscoreaceae.